AUGCGAUGGCCACCAUGGAGCACCGAGUCGACCAAUGACGAAAAACAAAGCUCCAUCCUCGACUGGCGGGCCUACACAGAACCGCGAACCCUCGCCUCAACCCUCGUCCUAACGAGCGGCAUUCUCCUCGCAGUGCGAUUCCACCGAUCCUACCUACGCAGAAUCCCCGACGCACCCAGCAUCUCGGCAUCAUACCUCCGCCGCCGCAGUAUCCUAGGCAAAGUGACCAGCGUCGGCGACGGAGAUAACUUUCGCAUCUUCCAUACGCCCGGCGGUCGUCUAGCAGGAUGGGGCUGGUUACCUUGGAAAAAGGUUCCUACGAGCAAGAAAGAGCUAAAAGAUAAUACUAUCCACAUCCGACUAGCAGGCGUCGAUGCCCCCGAACUUGCGCACUUCGGCAAACCCGAGCAGCCGUACGCGCGCGACGCCCACACCUGGCUAACGAGCUACCUGAGCGGACGGCGGGUGCGCGCGCUUGUCCAUAGGCAAGACCAAUAUUCACGGGUAGUAGCAAGCGUGUACGUGCGGCGGGCGGUGGACUUCCCUCCAUUCCGCCGGCGGGACGUUUCAUACGAGAUGCUGCGGCGGGGGCUGGCGACUGUGUACGAGGCGAAGGUUGGGUCUGAGUUUGGGGGGGAGAAGAUGGAGAAGAAGUAUCGGAAUGCGGAAUGGUGGGCGAAGAAGAGGGCGAAGGGGCUUUGGAGGGACUAUGGGGUUGGUGGUGGGAAUUGGGAGAGUCCGAGGGAGUAUAAGAAUCGGGUUGGCAAUGGGGAUGUCGAGAAGAAAUAG
Molecule: messenger RNA, 789 nt
Organism: Penicillium soppii
Lineage: Eukaryota; Fungi; Ascomycota; Eurotiomycetes; Eurotiales; Aspergillaceae
Product: thermonuclease family protein
Exons: 2
Coding region: 1-789 (262 amino acids)
Cellular component (GO): mitochondrion; cytoplasm
Source: RefSeq, a predicted model, not a curated record